Molecule: messenger RNA, 3685 nt
Organism: Apis cerana (Asiatic honeybee)
Lineage: Eukaryota; Metazoa; Arthropoda; Insecta; Hymenoptera; Apidae
Product: solute carrier family 35 member F5
Cellular component (GO): membrane
Source: RefSeq, a predicted model, not a curated record
GAUAAUAGAACUACGGAACGUCAUAUCAACAUGGUUACGGCUAGUUGUUCCGACGCGAUAACGAAACGGAAACAUUAAAACAAUAUUAAAUUUAAGUUACAAAAAUAUAGGAAAAAAAGUUAUAUUAAAAAAUUAAAUAUCUAAAUUGUAUAUUAACGUGUGAAUAGUGUUAUUUGAGUGUUUAGUUAGGGAGCAUAAAAAGUUUAUCAUUUUAUAUUUCUAACAUGUAGAAGAAAGAUUAGAACAUAAAUUAGUUACCAGUACUACAAAAUUAAAGGUUAUUUUUAAUUUGAUCAGUAUCAUCAUAAUGUCAUAAUUAUAAAAGAAAUUGGAUAUAUCAUGAGCUGCUCUGUAGAAUUAAGACAGCGUAGACAACAGGGGAUGGCGGAGGAUCCUCAUAAACUUGCAGCAAUGAUGAAUAAAUCUCAAAGACUUGUAUUGGGCCUGUUAGUUUUAUUAUUAGUUGAUAUCAUUUGGGUUUCUAGUUCUGAACUUACUAAAUAUAUUUACAGAGAAGCAGCAUUUGAAAAACCAUUUUUUAGUACAUAUGUGAAAACAUCAAUGUUUACAUUUUAUUUACUUGGUUUAUGUUUUUGGCCUCCAUGGAGAGAUCAAUGCAAUAAACCAGCAACAUAUAUGUUCAUAGAUCCUAAUGUAGAAGAUGAUAACUUCUAUUCAGAAGCCAACACAAGUUUGAGUGACCCAACAUUUGUUCCAAUAAAAACAUCAGAUCAUUGUGAUCGUUCCUCAGGUACAGAAAGUGAUGAUUCAUCAAUACGUUCAGUAAGAUUUAGUAAAUUAGCGGAAGUUCGUCAUAUGUCAGAAAGUGAUGCCACAGAAGCAUUAUUAGCAAGACUUAGUUAUCAAGCAAGCUUAAGAGCUGGAGAACAUGCAAGACGACAAGCCAAUAAAUUUUCUGUCCAAAAAGUUGCUAAAAUUGCACUUAUGUUUUGUUUACUUUGGUUUAUGGCAAAUUAUACUUAUCAAAUAUCAUUAGCAAGAACUGAAGCUGGAAUUGUAACUGUGUUAACAUCAACUUCUAGUUUAUUUACUCUGUUUCUUGCUGCAUUUUUUCCUAGUAAUGGUGGGGAUAAGUUUACAUUAUCUAAACUAGUUGCUGUCUCUAUUAGCAUUCUUGGACUAGUUCUAGUUGGUCUUUCAGAUUUAACUAUAGAAACUAGUAGAAUACCUACAGGCAUAAUAUUGGCCCUAGUCAGUGCAUUUUUUUAUGCAGCUUAUAUAGUGUUUUUAAAGAGAAAAGUAGAUCAUGAAGAUAAGAUGGAUAUUCCAAUGUUUUUUGGAUUUGUUGGACUUUUUAAUUUGACACUUCUAUGGCCUGUAUUUUUUAUUCUUCAUUAUGGCCAUUGGGAAGAAUUUGAAUGGCCAGAUACUCAUCAAUGGACAUUUUUAAUUAUCAAUGGUUUGAUUGGUACAGUUUUAAGUGAAGUACUUUGGUUGUGGGGUUGCUUUUUAACGUCAUCUCUCAUCGCGACUUUGGCAGUUAGUUUACUUAUGCCAAUGUCAAUGAUAGCUGAUGUCUUAUUAAAAAAAGUCGAAUACCCUUGUAUUUUCUAUCUAGGAACCAUUCCAAUGCUAUUGGCAUUUCUGACUGUAUCUCUUCUAUCAUAUUAUGACAAUUGGGAUCCAGUAAUGGAUUUAAUAAAAAGAAUUUAUAUUUGGAUUUGCAGAAAAAAUAGAUCAAUAAGAAUACCAGAUCUUGAAGCAGAACAAACAGAAUCGCUUAUAGGAAUAAAUAGCGGCGAACAUGAAGCUUAAUUCGACAAUAACGAAAAAAGAUAUGUAAUAAAUGUGUUUUGUGUAUGUAUAUUUCUAUACCUAACAAAUGCUUCGUCAAUAUGCAUAAAACAUUAUUAAUGUACUAAUGUACUACAUAUGUCUUCUUAAUAUGAAUUAUCUUUAAUAAACAAAUUUUAUAUUUAAUUUAAAAUGAAUAAUAUAUGCAUAUUUAGUUACAAAGCAUUUUUACGAAGCAUUAUAUAAUCAAUGUUAAGAAUUCUAAAAUAAUUUUUUUUUAUAAAAACAUACAUGUUACUAAAUUAAUUUACCAUAAAAAUUCAAUUUCAUUUGUGUGCAGAGUAUUACAAUACUGCCAGACAAUAAUUGUACAUUGUUCAAUAUGUAUGUUAUCUGAGCACUCAAAAGUUUUUUUCUUGAAAUAGAAAAAUAUUUAAUUAUAUUUCUUAAAAAAAGUUUUUCAUAUUAAUUGAUUUGUUAUGAUUGCUUGAUUUCUUUUUUUGAAAGAAUUUUUAUAUUUUUUACAAUGCAUACAUAUUAAAAGUUAUACUUAGCUUUUAUAUUCAUUGCAAUUUCUAGAAAAUUAUAAUACAUGAAUUUAAAAUAGAUUCUAAUAUUUCAUGCGAAAUAAUACAUAUAUAAUUUGUGAUAAAUAUGUUAAAGAUAUUUUUUUAUCAUUAAUGUUAUAUUUUUAUUCAAUUAUAUGUGCAAUAGUAAUUUAUAAAAAUAAUAAUUCUGUGUACAAUCUUCAGUUUUAAUUUUUCAGAAGAUUAAUUGCAUACACUUGUUUCUAUAAAAAAGUCUGAAAAACAAAAGAGUACUUAUCUUACCAAUAAUAUUUUGUAAUAUAUUUUAAAAUUGAUAAUAAUUAUUUAUAAUAAUUAUUAUUAGUAUUGCUUCAUUUAAAAAGUAUUAUUUUAGUAAUUUUUUUAAAUAUUUCUCAAUUUUUCAUAUUAUAUAAAAAUUACAUAAAAAGAAUUAUUAAAAAUAAAACAACUUAAUUGUUUUUCAAAAGACAUAAUGUAUGUUAUGUAAAGAUAUUUGUUAAAUAUUAUGUACUUAUUCAAAAUGAAGUAUGCCCUAAAUUUUAAGACAAUGCCAGUGAGAUAUUUAUGCAAUUUUAAUGAUAUAAGACCAUUAUAAUGAAAUUAUAUUUAGAUUUUGGACCAAUUCAAAUUCUAUAAUAUUAAGAAAUGUGGUGGCCAGAUUCAUCAAUGUAUUUUAUGGCAUACAAAUUUUAUAUUUGAUAAAAAUAAUAUUUCUAUCAUCUUUGUCAAAUCUAGUCAAAAUAAUUAUACAUUCCUUUGUCAAAGUAUAUUUUAAUUACAACAUAACAUUGGUAAUCAAUUUAUUUAUUCAUAAAAAACAGAGAAUAUAUUUUGCUAUGUUAAUUAUUUCAUUUGUGUAUAAAACAAAUGUAUUUAGUAGAAAAUAAAUAGAAUUUUUUUUUAUUAUGUUUCAAUGAGGAACAUCUAAAAAAAUUAUUUAUUAUAUUAUUCACACAGAUUUUAAAUUUGCACAUAUACAGUAUACAUACACAUAUAUAAUAAUAUGAAAUUAUAAAUCUUAUAUCAUAAAUUGUAAUAUUUUGUAAGCAAAAUAUUAAGUCCCUAUAUAAGUGUAUAAUUAGCUUGAUAUUGUGAUAUUAUAAUCAUUAUGGUGCGCAAAUAUACUUUAAUUUAAUGUAAUAUAAAUCAAGCUCUAAGAUACUGAUGUAGAUCAUAGUUAAUUGUUCCUGCAUCUACUACAGUUGUAUAUUUAUUGUACAUAUAAUAUUUUAAUAUUAAGAUUAGAAUGAUAUACAUAUUAUAUAAAUACAUCUGUCAUUAAUAAAACAAAAUGACUGAUUAUAAUAAUCGAUCUUCGAUCUUUUUGUACAAAGGCUAUUAUUAUUAUUAUUAAGAAUAAAAAUAUUUGUUUUAUUACAAAA